This is a messenger RNA of Ciona intestinalis (vase tunicate), 3368 nucleotides long. Lineage: Eukaryota; Metazoa; Chordata; Ascidiacea; Phlebobranchia; Cionidae. The record is from RefSeq and is a predicted model, not a curated record.
UACAAGUAGAAUUAUAAUUGGAAAGAAAACUUUUUAAAGGAAUAGUGUUUAUUUUGUUGAUAAUGGCAAAUGUACUACUGACUAUUUUACUUAUAUUAAGCUGUGUGUUCAGUUUUCCGAGUGGGGGGAAUGCGCAAAGUAAUCUGACUGACGCUGAGAUCGGUAAACAGUGUUCCUCUGCACAACUAUCAUGCAAACAAUGCAUUACAACAAACCCCAGGUGUACGUGGUGCAACGACAACAGGGUACCGACAGCUAUUCGCAAGAACUGCAAACUAGACAGAGAGAACAACCAGACAUGCAGCGUCGGUGUCAACUCCCCACAAACAUUAAUUAACAAAACUAUUAAUGAAGAAUUCACAGCAGAAAACAAGACAAAUGUGACGCAUCCAAUACAACUGAGACCACAGGAAAUAUCAUUGAAACUGAGAAUAGGCCAACCAACCAAAGUUAACAUCACGUUUCAUAAACUUAUUGACUUCCCACUUGAUUUGUAUUACGUCAUGGACCUUUCAUUAUCGAUGCGCGACGACCUCGCCCAACUUAAGAUUCUUGGUAGUUCUUUAAUUGAUGUUCUUCGUAAUGUUACCGUCAAUACACGACUUGGGUUUGGAACUUUCGUUGAUAAAGUCAUUGCUCCAUUUGCUUCGGAUAACAAAUACAUAGUUAAGGACGCUUGUGAUUCAGUGAGCACAACAUGUGUUGAACCCUUUGGUUUCCACCACCAACUCAAGAUGUCAUCAGACACCACCAAGUUCAAACAAGCUGUUGAAGAAACCAUCAUCUCCACCAAUAUAGAUGAACCUGAAGGUGGUUUUGAUGCGUUGAUGCAAAUAGCUGUGUGCCAGGAUAUUAUUGGUUGGAGGAAAGAAUCAUUAAAAGUCGUUUUGUUCACGUCGGAUGACUCGCCACAUAUUGCGUUGGAUGGGAAAUUAGUUCAAAUUUUGAAACCAAAUGAUAUGAAAUGUCACAUGGACUUAAUAAAGUCCUCUGACCCCAAUAAGCAGAUAUGGGAAUAUACAGAAAGCAAAACACAGGAUUACCCAUCACUUGGCCAACUUAAACAUGUACUUGAACAAAAUAAAGUUCAAACUAUAUUCGCCGUCACACAGAACAUGAGGUCGAUGUACGAGGAUAUUCACUCUCUACUUCCCAACGCGCACAUUGCAACGUUGAACACAGAUUCGAGCAACAUUCAAGACAUUAUAUCAAGCUCGUAUGAUAAAAUUCGAAGUCGUUUUGCUUUCAAUAAACCGACUGCAGUUAAAGGUUUGGACAUCAAACACCGAGUGUUGUGCCAUGGAACGGAUACUUGGUCAACCAGUUUGUUGUGUGAGAAUACUAAGCAAGGACAAGAGGUUAUAAUAGAACUGGAAAUCACUGCAAAUGAAUGUCCAUCAAGUGGGAGCCAGACGGAUGUAAUUAAAGUGACUUCCGAUCAGAUUAGUGACGUGGUCACCAUUAAAGUGGACUACCAUUGUAAAUGUAGUUGCGAGGAUGAAAUAGCUUCGAACAAUCGAUCUCUAUGCAGCUUCAAUGGAGAUUUCUUGUGUGGAAUGUGCAACUGUGACAGUGGUCACACAGGAUCGUAUUGUCAGUGUGAAGCAACAACAACUAUUAAUAUGAACGUGAACUGCACUGACCCUAAAUCACCAAACGGGAUGUGCAAUAACAAUGGUAUGUGCGACUGUGGAGAAUGCAUAUGCAGCCCGUCGUACAACGGAACAUUUUGUGAAUGCAGUUCUACUGGUUGUCCUUCUGCAAGUGGAAGCAUGUGUGGUGGUUCUGAUAAAGGAAGAUGUGAGAAUUGCUACGGCAACAAGCAGUGUGUUUGUAACACCAACGAUGGAUGGUAUCUUGACCAAUCAGGAGAGUGCACAUGUAAUAAUCGUUCAUGCAUGGCAGCGGGGAGUAACGUGACAUGUUCGGGUCAUGGCACAUGCGACUGUUCUACUUGUACCUGCUCCGAAAACAUAUUAUACUGGGAAGGAAAUCAUUGCAACCGAUGCAUUCACCCCGCUUGUAACCUACUUAACAUAAACGCAACAUGUGAUGAUGAACAACUACAAGCGUGCGCAAAGUGUAUUUGUUACAAGGCUGAAUCAGAUUGUAAGGAAGUUUGUCUGGAUAAAGAUAUCCGAACACGCGUGUUGUCUUCUGUUGCGCAAUGUGACAAAUGUAAAGAAUCUUAUACAGACGCGUGCAAACAUUGUUUAAAUGAUGAUGAUCGACACGACCCAGUACAUUGUCGGGUGAGUGACGGCCAAUGUUCGGUCACCUACAACAUAUUGUGGCAUCCAUCGCUUAAAACAUAUUAUCUGCUCGUUAAAUCAAGGAACUCAGAUCUGGAUUGUGAAUACCUGAACCCGUUGAUCAUAGCCUUGCCAACCAUUGGAGGCGUGUUGUUGACCAGUAUGAUCGCGUUACUUGUGGCAAAAAUAUUGAAAACAAAUUACGACAAACGGAAAUGGGAGGAGUUUCAAGCGGAAGUCAAGAAAAGUAAAUGGACAGAAUCGAACAACCCAAUCCACCGUGAAGCGAAACAAACGUUCGUUAACCCGAGAUUUAUUGGAAACAUCGAUGAUCUUUCCCCCAGCUCUACAAAUACGUAUGAAGAACUUGCAAAAGAAAUGCAAAUAUAAACAACUGAUAUCAAAUGUAUACCCUAAGGUAAUUCUGCAAAAACGUAAAAUUAAAACAGCUUUAAAAGUGAACUUAAUAGGAUGUCACAAAGUAAUAUGAAGCUAAUUGUCUAAAUAAUCCAAAGUGAUGGAACACCCUUUACCUUUUUUUCUCGUCCCAUUUGGGACGUUUAUUUAUAAUGAUUAAACUUUAUCAAAAAGUUAGAACAUUGAAUUGUAAUAUGUUUUUAACUCAAAGCAAGUUUUAAUAACUGUCUUUUUGUAAUUAUGUGUAUUUUCCUAAUCUUUACUGCAUAAGUUUAUUAAGACAAAACGUUAUUAUUGUGACAUAUUUUUUGUAUUAUCUUUGUAAAACACAGUAUGUUUUGAACUUUCUUGAUUAUGUUGCUUUAUUUUCCCCUUUUGGCCGUAAUGUCUGCUUGUUUAAUAUUAUUUUAUUGUAUAUAGUAGUCUUGUUUAGUGUUUUUUUGACUAGUUAUUUUUAUGGGCUUACAUGAAUACUUAAAAGCUUGUUUCCAAAUACUCAAUAAUAUUCUAGAUUUGUUUUAGGUAAUUUAUGUUCUUUGGAUUAGUUACCACGUGUGUAAAUUUGUGGGCGAUUAUUUUUUGUUUUUUUUAUUUAUAAACCAUUGGGCCAGAGAUAUUUUUCUGCUGGUUCAAAGAAUUAUUUACAUAACUAUUUAUUUUUAAAGAAACGCAUUUACAAUAACGCCGAAAUAAAAUAUG